AGUAAAAUCUGACAAAAGAGAGAACAACAAAAAAAAAAAAUGUCAAACUACAAAUGUCCGAUCCUUGGUCCCAAGUGUGAUCUCUGUGACUGCUCAGGCCGUGGAUGCCAAUCUCAGUUCCCAGGAUUGAAAGUGGAGUGGCCAGAGCUAAAAGGAGUGAGUGGACUUCAAGCAAAGGCAACAAUAGAAAGUGACAAUCCACGUGUGACAGCUUUCAUUUACCCUCUAGGUGUUUAUCUACCUUCCAUCAAUUGUUGCAACCGUGUCAUUCUCUUUGUUCCUGCCGAAGAUUGUCCCAAUGGUCCUGUCCAAAAUCGCCCAAUCGUCGGAUGAUUCCUACUACCAUGCACGUUACGUUCUUCUUCUUCUUUUUUGUUUUCUCAUAAACUCAAGUUUUCAUCUUGAGCUUCAAUAAAACUUUUAAAGUAUGUUCUACUCUUUUCAUCAUCAGCUGUUGCCAUUGGCAUGAAUAAUAAAACGAGUCUCGAGAGGUUUCUAUAAAUCUUGUUUCGGGUA
Molecule: messenger RNA, 516 nt
Organism: Capsella rubella
Lineage: Eukaryota; Viridiplantae; Streptophyta; Magnoliopsida; Brassicales; Brassicaceae
Product: glu S.griseus protease inhibitor
Exons: 2
Coding region: 40-333 (97 amino acids)
Biological process (GO): response to wounding
Molecular function (GO): serine-type endopeptidase inhibitor activity
Source: RefSeq, a predicted model, not a curated record